AUGGCUACUGGCUUUGUGGCCGUUGUUGCUCCGGCGGCAGUGCGGCCGCCUUGCACGGCACCAAACCGUCAGCAGAGGUUCCAGGGUGGCAUCGGGAGGAUCGCUGCUGCUCCAACUCUUGCCGCUCUGGGCUGCGGCUAUGGGGCACUCGCGCAGCGUAGCCUGCGAACGCGGCGGCAAGCGAAGAGCCGGAAAUCUCAAGGGAAGUCUUCGAGCAAACCUAUAGCGAAGUCCGACAGUGCAGCGCCUGAUGCUUACAAUCAAGAGACGCGCGACAUCAUACUCUCGAUGAGUAAUGUCGACAAGAAGUCGCUAGAUGGCAGCUACAUCUUGAAAGAUGUUUCCCUUGGCAUGUACAUGGGGGCAAAGAUCGGCAUUCUGGGCAAGAACGGAGCAGGAAAGAGCACGGUGAUGCGAAUCUUGGCAGGGGAAGAUGACGAAUUCCUUGGCCAGCUUGACCGUGACGAGUCUGUUCAGGUAGGAUACUUGGCUCAAGAGCCAGUCCUCACAGAGGAAACGGUGAUUGAAAACUUAGAGCCCGCGGUGGAUCGCAUCAAGGGCAUGGUGAAGGAGUUCGAGGACGUGAGCAUGCAGAUGACAGAGCCUGAUGCUGACGUGGAUGCCUUGAUGGAGAAGAUGGAGAAGAUCCAGACCAAAAUCGAUGCUUGCAAUGGCUGGGAAAUAGAUCAGAAGCUGGACGAGGCCAUGGGGGCGCUCAACUGUCCACCACGCGAUGCGAAGAUCGCAACGCUCAGUGGAGGGGAGCUUCGCCGCGUGGCGAUUUGCCGCCUACUUCUGUCGGGUCCUGACAUUCUCAUGCUCGAUGAGCCCACGAAUCAUCUGGACGCUCAAAGUGUUGCUUGGUUGGAACGCUUCCUGGCGGAGUUCAAGGGGACUGUGGUGGCCAUCACUCACGACCGGUACUUCCUGGACAACGUGGCCGGCUGGAUAUUGGAGCUGGACCAGGGGAAGGGCAUCCCCUUCCAAGGCAACUACUCCGGAUGGCUUGAGCAGAGAGCCAAACGGCUGGAAUCCGAGCAGAAGCGCAAGGCUACCCUGGAGAAGCAGAUGGCCAAGGAGCUGGAGUUUAUCAAUGCCCGGCGCAGUGGAAGGCAGAAGAAGGGCAAAGCUCGUUUGCGAAGAUUUGAAGACCUGGAGCAGCAGGCAGAUGCCUUCAAUCGGAGCAGUGAUCUAGAGUCCAUUGUGAUCACUCCUGGUCCACGCCUGAAUUCCAGCGAGCCCGUGGUCACUGCAAGGAACCUCUGCAAGGGCUACGGUGACCGGCUCCUCAUCAACGAAGCCAACUUUGAGAUUCCCGCAGGCGCGGUGGUGGGCAUCAUUGGCCCCAAUGGAGCCGGAAAGUCCACUCUCUUCAAAAUGAUCAUGGGCAAGGAGCAGCCAGACAGCGGCGAGCUGCUGGUUGGGGAUACAGUCGCGCCGAUGUAUGUGGAACAGAUGCGGGAAGACCUGGACGGCGAUUCUACUGUGUUCGAGGAACUGACGGAUGGCCUCGACACCAUCAACAUUGGUGGUCGUGAGGUGAACAGCCGGGCGUACUGCUCAUGGUUCAACUUCAGGGGCAAGAUCCAACAGCGCACGGUCUCCUCCCUCAGUGGGGGGGAACGGAAUCGCCUGCAGCUCGCCCGGACGCUUCGAUUGGGUGGCAACUGCCUCAUGCUGGAUGAGCCAUCGAAUGACCUGGAUGUGGAAACCUUGCGGGCGCUUGAGACGGCGAUCGAGAAUUUUGCAGGAACAGUGCUUUGCAUCAGCCACGACCGAUGGUUCUUGGAUCGCAUCGCCACCCACAUCAUGGCCUACGAAGGUGACUCCCAGGUAGUGUUCUUUGAGGGCGGCUACAGUGACUAUGAGGAAGAUCGUUUCAAUCGAACUGGGGUGAGAGACCCCACCAAGAUUAAGUACAAGCCCAUGCCGACUUUCGCCUGA
Molecule: messenger RNA, 1944 nt
Organism: Symbiodinium natans
Lineage: Eukaryota; Dinophyceae; Suessiales; Symbiodiniaceae
Source: the annotation of a GenBank genome assembly